CCGCCGCUCCGGCCGCCCUCUGCCGCUCUCCCUGCGCUGCCCGCGCGCUCCCCGCCGCUCUCCCUGCGCUCCGCCGCGCCCGCGCCGAGGACGCCGAGGACCCGGCUCCACCGCGCCGCCGGCCCAGGGGCACUUCGCAGCCCGCCGCCUCCCGCCCGUCCGAGCGCCGCGGCCACCUGCUCACUCCCUCCGAUGGAGCUGGACCACAUGACGAGCGGCGGCCUCCACGCCUACCCCGGGCCGCGGGGCGGGCCGGCCGCCAAGCCCAACGUGAUCCUGCAGAUCGGUAAGUGCCGGGCCGAGAUGCUGGAGCACGUGCGGAGGACCCACCGGCACCUGCUGACCGAGGUGUCCAAGCAGGUGGAGCGGGAGCUGAAGGGGCUGCACAGGUCGGUGGGUAAGCUGGAGAGCAACCUGGACGGCUACGUGCCCACCGGCGACUCGCAGCGCUGGAAGAAGUCCAUCAAGGCCUGCCUGUGCCGCUGCCAGGAGACCAUCGCCAACCUGGAGCGCUGGGUCAAGCGCGAGAUGCACGUGUGGCGGGAGGUCUUCUACCGGCUGGAGAGGUGGGCCGACCGCCUGGAGUCCAUGGGCGGCAAGUACCCCGUGGGCGGCGAGCCGGCCCGCCGCACCGUGUCCGUGGGCGUCGGGGGUCCCGAGACCUACUGCCACGACGCGGAUGGGUACGACUACACGGUCAGCCCCUACGCCAUCACCCCGCCCCCCGCCGCCGGCGAGCUGCCCGGGCAGGAGCCCGCCGAGGCCCAGCAGUACCCGCCCUGGGCGCCCGGCGAGGACGGGCAGCCCGGCCCCGGCGUGGACACGCAGAUCUUCGAGGACCCGAGGGAGUUCCUCAGCCACCUGGAGGAGUACCUGCGGCAGGUGGGCGGCUCCGAGGAGUACUGGCUGUCCCAAAUCCAGAACCACAUGAACGGGCCGGCCAAGAAGUGGUGGGAGUUCAAGCAGGGCUCCGUGAAGAACUGGGUGGAGUUCAAGAAGGAAUUCCUGCAGUACAGCGAGGGCACGCUGUCCCGCGAGGCCAUCCAGCGCGAGCUGGACCUGCCGCAGAAACAGGGCGAGCCGCUGGACCAGUUCCUGUGGCGCAAGCGGGACCUGUACCAGACGCUGUACGUGGACGCCGACGAGGAGGAGAUCAUCCAGUACGUGGUGGGCACCCUGCAGCCCAAGCUGAAGCGCUUCCUGCGGCACCCGCUGCCCAAGACCCUGGAGCAGCUCAUCCAGAGGGGCAAGGAGGUGCAGGAUGGCCUGGAGCAGGCCUCCGAGCCCGCCGGCCCCCAGCGGCCCGCCGAGGAGGAGGCCGAGGCCCUCACGCCGGCCCUCACCAGCGAGUCUGUGGCCAGCGACCGGACCCAGCCCGAAUAGAGGGCGGCCCAGGCCGCAGCCGGCCCGCCACCCCCCCGCCCGUGGCCUUUGCCGACCAGGACUGUCCGAGCCGGGCCGAGCCCCGUGCGGGGGAGCCCUCGUCCCCCCGCCCGCUGGCCACCCCACCUCCGCCUCCCGGCCGGACUCGCACAAACACGCGUCAUCCAGAUGUGGACACUCUCCCCCCACCCCCCCAGCAGC
Molecule: messenger RNA, 1584 nt
Organism: Panthera uncia (snow leopard)
Lineage: Eukaryota; Metazoa; Chordata; Mammalia; Carnivora; Felidae
Gene: ARC
Product: activity regulated cytoskeleton associated protein
Exons: 1
Coding region: 193-1383 (396 amino acids)
Biological process (GO): positive regulation of AMPA receptor activity; modulation of chemical synaptic transmission
Molecular function (GO): mRNA binding
Source: RefSeq, a predicted model, not a curated record